Molecule: messenger RNA, 2472 nt
Organism: Pongo pygmaeus (Bornean orangutan)
Lineage: Eukaryota; Metazoa; Chordata; Mammalia; Primates; Hominidae
Gene: SLC35A2
Product: solute carrier family 35 member A2
Exons: 5
Coding region: 89-1354 (421 amino acids)
Biological process (GO): pyrimidine nucleotide-sugar transmembrane transport
Cellular component (GO): Golgi membrane
Molecular function (GO): pyrimidine nucleotide-sugar transmembrane transporter activity
Source: RefSeq, a predicted model, not a curated record
CACCUUCACCCAAGUGGCCCGGCAGCGGAAGUGACGAACACGGAAGUGGUUUUCUGUUGCCGAGGGGACGGGCCGGGCAGAUGCCAACAUGGCAGCGGUUGGGGCUGGUGGUUCCACCGCGGCGCCCGGGCCAGGGGCGGUUUCCGCGGGUGCAUUGGAGCCGGGGACCGCCAGUGCGGAGUUGUUUCUCACUUGGGAGGAAGCCGAGGCACGUGGCCAGGGUUUGCCUCAGCCAUUACCUGACACCUCGGUAAGGAUUCCAGCUCACAGGCGCCUGAAGUACAUAUCCCUAGCUGUGCUGGUGGUCCAGAAUGCCUCCCUCAUCCUCAGCAUCCGCUACGCCCGCACGUUGCCAGGGGACCGCUUCUUUGCCACCACUGCUGUGGUCAUGGCGGAAGUGCUCAAAGGUCUCACCUGCCUGCUGCUGCUCUUCGCACAGAAGAGGGGUAACGUGAAGCACCUGGUUCUCUUCCUCCAUGAGGCCGUCCUGGUGCAGUAUGUGGACACACUCAAGCUCGCAGUGCCCUCUCUCAUCUACACCUUGCAGAAUAACCUCCAGUAUGUUGCCAUCUCUAACCUACCAGCUGCCACUUUCCAGGUGACAUACCAGCUGAAGAUCCUGACCACAGCGCUGUUCUCCGUGCUCAUGCUGAAUCGCAGCCUUUCCCGGCUGCAGUGGGCCUCCCUGCUGCUCCUCUUCACUGGCGUCGCCAUUGUCCAGGCACAGCAAGCUGGUGGGGGAGGCCCACGGCCACUGGAUCAGAACCCUGGGGCAGGCCUGGCAGCCGUCGUGGCUUCCUGUCUCUCCUCCGGCUUCGCAGGUGUCUACUUUGAGAAGAUCCUCAAAGGCAGCUCAGGCUCCGUGUGGCUGCGCAACCUACAACUGGGCCUCUUUGGCACAGCACUGGGCCUGGUGGGGCUCUGGUGGGCUGAGGGUACCGCCGUGGCCACCCGUGGUUUCUUUUUUGGGUACACACCUGCUGUCUGGGGCGUGGUGCUCAACCAGGCCUUCGGCGGGCUACUGGUGGCUGUGGUUGUCAAGUACGCUGACAAUAUCCUCAAGGGCUUUGCCACCUCCCUGUCCAUUGUGCUGUCCACUGUUGCCUCCAUUCGCCUCUUUGGCUUCCACGUGGACCCAUUAUUUGCCCUUGGCGCUGGACUCGUCAUUGGUGCUGUCUACCUCUACAGCCUUCCCCGAGGUGCAGCCAAAGCCAUAGCCUCUGCCUCUGCCUCCGCCUCCGGGCCCUGCGUUCACCAGCAGCCUCCCGGGCAGCCACCGCCACCGCAGCUGUCUUCCCACCGUGGAGACCUCAUCACGGAGCCCUUUCUGCCAAAGUCAGUGCUGGUGAAGUGAGGGCUGGUAGCAAUGGGGGGACACAAGGGAGGGGGACUGGGGUGGAGGGUGUUGGGCAUCUGCAGGACCCAAGUCGCCGCCCUCCGGGGCCUGGCUCCUCUGGGUUUGGGAGAUGGUCUUUUCUCCCAGGUCACUGAGACUUCUGGAGGGGUGUGGGACUAGAGCUGGGUGUCACGUGAACCCUUCCUGGUAGGCUGACCCCCUUCCCCUGGAGGGGGUUUUAGAGCUGCCGCCUCUGCUCCCUCUAACCUCUUUGGAGGCAGGGUUGGGGGUAUUGUCAUUCAAGGCCUUUUUUUUGUCUGCCCCCUCCCCGACCCUGUGCCCUCUUCUGGAGGUGUCUCGUCUGGGAGAGUCCCUCCCAGCAGUCCCUCCACCUCCAUAAGGACACACUGGACAAAACUCCCGCAGCUCUUCAGGAAUGACCGAUGCCUACCUGUGGGGUUCAGUUGCCUAUAGUUUGAGGCCUUCUCUCCUCCCUUACCACCGCUCUGGAUCAUGUUACCAGUUCCGUCUUUUGUGUGGCCUUGGGCCAGCUUCCUUGACACCUUGAAGAUGGGCUUCUUGUGAGUCCCCAGGGAGAAAGGGACAAAAGCUAAGAUUUUUGCAUCAGCCCUUCUGGCAGAAAGUGUGGUAGGGGCCAUUUGUUUUUUUUAGUGGACUUGGGAUUUGUGGUGUAAUCAUAUCAUUAAUGAUCCAGGGUGUGGGAAAAAUGGAGGUCCUUGAAGUGGCUGAAUCUCAUUGUAUUUAAGACACUGUCAGUUGCCAGAUGUAGGGUUAUUUUUGGAGACGUCUAGGAGAGGAAAAAUAAAGCUGCCAAUCAUACUCUUGAUAUCCGUCUGGCUGUGUGAGGCACCCCUACCUCAUGGGGGUGUCUUGGGAUUGAUGAACUGUGGAACCUGCCUCCUGCGCUCCCCAAAGCUUAUUAACCCCUUAACUGUAUUGGGGCGGGGUGUGUGUGUGCAUGGAAGAUGCCUGGGCUGUCUUUGCUAUAUGUAAAUAGAGCCAUUGGAUCUUUAUUUUUGAUUAAUUUGUUCUGAUUUUUUGGUUUGUUUUUUAAGGAACUGUAAUGAACAAAUGUCAGGAUAUCCAAUGCCAAAUAAAGAUGUUGUAUUUAUUUA